This is a messenger RNA of Nicotiana tabacum (common tobacco), 1882 nucleotides long. The record is from RefSeq and is a predicted model, not a curated record. Lineage: Eukaryota; Viridiplantae; Streptophyta; Magnoliopsida; Solanales; Solanaceae.
UCUGGAUUAUGAGAGGAGAAGAGUUUAACUCCAGAGUUAACCCAAACACUUGAAGAAACAAAUGGAAUCACUAGCCAAUGAGAGCUUUAGCAUUGAGCUGCAGCAGCUUGAUGCAGCUAGUACUGAUACUGCAAGGAAGGAGAGGACUCAGUGGUUACUGACUUCUCCUAAUCCACCAAGCCUUUGCCAUGAAUUCAUUAAUACAGUAAAAGAAACUGUUUUGCCCCACGGAAAGACCACAAAACAAUCAAGAAAAGGAGCUUUCUUCUCAUUCAUGCAAGGCUUAUUUCCAAUUCUUAAAUGGGGAAGAAAUUAUAAAGCUACAAAGUUCAAGCAUGACUUAAUGGCUGGCUUAACUCUUGCCAGUCUCUGCAUACCUCAGAGUAUUGGAUAUGCUAAUCUUGCAAAACUUGAUCCUCAAUAUGGCUUAUACACAAGUGUUGUUCCACCAUUGAUAUAUGCUAUGAUGGGGAGUUCGCGAGAAAUAGCCAUUGGCCCUGUUGCUGUUGUAUCACUACUGCUUUCUGCUAUGGUUCCCAAACUUGUAGACCCUGCUGUUGAUCCUAUUGCUUACAGGAAUCUUGUAUUCACUGCCACAUUCUUCACCGGUGCAUUUCAGGCUGUUUUUGGUCUAUUCAGGUUGGGAUUUCUAGUGGAUUUUCUUUCACAUGCUGCAAUAGUUGGAUUCAUGGGAGGCGCAGCCAUUGUAAUAGGCCUCCAACAGUUAAAGGGUUUGCUUGGAAUCAACCAUUUCACAACCCAAACUGAUGUGGUGUCUGUUUUGGUAGCUGUUUUCAAAUCAUUCCAUAAUGAGCCAUGGUUUCCUCUGAAUUUUAUACUUGGCUGCUCGUUCCUCGUCUUCAUCCUAAUUACCAGGUUCAUUGGGAAAAGGAACAAGAAAAUGUUCUGGCUACCAGCAAUGGCUCCUCUUGUAUCGGUUAUACUAUCGACUUUGAUAGUUUAUCUAUCCAAAGCUGAUCAACAUGGAGUCAAGAUUGUAAAACACUUCAAAGGGGGUCACCCUCCAAGUUCAGUUCAUCAAUUACAGUUCAAGGAUCCACACAUUGGAGAAGUCGCGAAAAUUGGACUAAUUUGUGCUAUCGUCGCUCUUACUGAAGCCAUUGCUGUAGGCCGAUCUUUCGCUUCAAUCAAAGGCUAUCAUCUUGAUGGAAACAAAGAAAUGACAGCCAUGGGAUGUAUGAACGUUGUGGGAUCUUUAACUUCUUGCUACAUAGCAACUGGUUCAUUUUCAAGAACAGCAGUAAAUUUCAGUGCAGGAUGUGAAACUGUGGUGUCAAACAUAGUUAUGGCAAUCACAGUACUCAUAUCCCUAGAGUUGUUAACUAAGCUAUUGUAUUAUACUCCAUUGGCUAUACUUGCAUCAAUUAUCAUAUCAGCACUUCCAGGAUUAAUUGACAUUAAUGAAGCAUGCCAUAUUUGGAAAGUGGAUAAGACAGACUUCAUUAUUUGCAUUGCUACCUUCUUUGGAGUACUCUUUGGCUCAGUGGAAAUUGGUCUUCUAAUAGCGGUAACUAAAUCAGUCCCUACAUCUAUAUGCCUAAUUUACAGCUUCUUGGCUAGUUAUAUNUACACAUAUUUCGGCUUUCUUACGUUCGAUCGAGAUCGAGUGGCAAGAAAUCAGAGUAGGAUUUUGGGAGUAAGCUCCGAAGGCAGUACAAACGAGCUUCGAAGUCCAAAGACAACUCGAGGAGACGGCUCGAUAAUCCUAUCGAGCCCGAGGCGUUGCUUCGAGGUCGGAAAUGCACCACGCCCGCCACGAAGGUCGAGCUCAAGCCAAGAUCGAAGAGCCGACCCGGUAACGGGUUCGGGCCAGUAUCGAGUUCGGACCAGUAUCGAGUUCGAGCCAGUGUUGAGCUCAUAG